Messenger RNA from Liolophura sinensis, 4874 nucleotides. Its product is annotated as coiled-coil domain-containing protein 74A-like. Lineage: Eukaryota; Metazoa; Mollusca; Polyplacophora; Chitonida; Chitonidae. The record is from RefSeq and is a predicted model, not a curated record. Bases 442 to 1626 code for a protein of 394 amino acids. The transcript is spliced from 8 exons.
CUGAGUACGCACAAUAUUUGUACUGAAAUUCGUUUUUGGUCGUUAGGCUAAAUCUAAAAUGAGUUGUGUUUAGAUUUGUAGCAAUUGGAGAGCUAAAAACAUGGAUUUCUGGAGUCAUUUCACCCCAAAAUAAUUCACCUUGGUUUCCCUCUCCGACAAAUUGUCACAAUUCUGUGCAAAUUCUCCUUACUACCUUUGUGUCCGUUAGAAACAGGGUCAUUAACAUAUGAAAUUAUGACAUGCCAUAGGAUGAAAGAAGCGUUGUGCCUGGAAGGUAAACUGAGGUGAACUGCAGGACCUGUUUAGGUGUUGUUUGAAGAUAUUAGAAACCUAAGGUGAAGUUCAGGAAAUGACAGGCAGUUGUAUCUAGUGAAGUGUAUUCCCAGUGUGUGUGUAAGUGGUGAGGGCAAGAGGUGGAGAACUGCAAGUGGAACACUCGGAAUGCUGAAGCAGAGCUUUGUCCAGGAGAAAAUCUCCGAUUUGUCUCCCAUGAAUCACCUACCCCCGCUGAAGACACUUCCUCAGUGGUCCCGAGUGAACACUCUGGACAAAGCGCGCUACCCCAAACCCUUUGUGAAGGACAGAUUGUUGCCCCCGAUGGAGCCCCCCAAAAGUGAUGAAAACUCUGAGCAAGACAUGGCAUCGCAGAGCGGAUUACAGAGGGUUCAUCAUUUGGAGAAAAGCGUGGUUUUCAUGCGUCAGCAACACAACGAAAUUCUCCAAAGUUUGCACCAGGAAAUAGAGGCUCUCAAGAAAGAAAAUAAAGAUCUCAAUUUUAAGAUAAUCAUGACACAGAAAUCAAAAUCUCCUUCAAAUGCCGAUUUUAAGUCUGAUGGAGAAGCUGGGCGGGCGAGUGCUGCCAGAGAAAACCUCAUAACAGAAAAAGAGCUUUCCUCAUCCUCUUUGAAAUCCAAGGUCUCUGACAAUUCUGACAGAGAGGAGAAGCUGGAUGAACUGAAGGUGAUUUUCCUGGAGGAAGAAGUUCGCGAACUCAAACAAACGGUCAGGGAGGCAAAAAGUCGCAGCGCUCAUCUUAGUCAGAUGCUAGAGCAGUCUGAAGACCAGAGGAAGCGACAGCACAAGGCUAUAGAGGCGCUUCAGUACCAGCAAUAUCAACAGGCUCAGGCCAGCGGCUUCACCAUAGACAGGCUGCCUCAGCACCUCAACCCCCUGGGGCUUGUCUCUAACCCCCAGAGGCCCCCAACCCUGGCCGAGUGUGAGCUCAUUAUACGACAUCUACAGCAGGUCAAUGAGAAGCAGGCUCAUGAGUUAGACAGGUUAAAGUCAGACCUGAAGGACGUGUUAUACUCGCACAAGUGGACGCCUGAUGCUUACCUGCUGGCUAAAGCCUACGUGGCUGAGGAUGGGAGGGAACCUGGGGCUGCCCCUCCCCCACUCAUCCAGGGGGCACCACCCCUGGAUCAGCCUGGGUCACGCCUUCCGUCCAGUCGUCCAGUUCCCAAGCAUCAGCCAAGAAAACUGCCUGACAUAGCAUAUAUCCAGAGGGAGAAUGUCACACUACCAGCUCUGAAGCAGACCGUAGGUAACAAAGCCGUAGAGAGACGGAAGAGAACACAGGUGUUACAGAAGGCUAGAAUGAAGAAAGAGGUCAAUGAGCAAUACUGAGAUACCUGUGGUCAAGGCAUGGGGAGUUCAGGUUUUCUUAUUGGGUUAUUUUGUGUAUGGGAUAUAUGGUAAAUUGUUAAUAGAUGAAAAUUGACUGUUGUAUGCCUCACAUGGCUAUUCAGAGCUCAAAGUCCUCAUUAUAGGCGGCUCAGUGGUAAGCCGGCAGUCAGCCUGUGAUUUGUCUGUAGUGUGUGCCUGUGGAGUGGUUAUGGAAGGGUUACACUAAAAUGAUAUUCCAGUGCACCAUUUGUCUAUAGACCUGGGCAGACUUAAACAAAAGUUCGCAAAUUAUAUUUUGUAACUGUCUUGGUAUAUUAAGUCUCUCUGUGGCGCUCCAACCAACAUAACGUCAUUUACAAAAAUUUUACAAUAAAUUUGACCUACAAAGUUUUGUGAAAGUGUCCUCCAGGGUAGAUAGGGGCUGGAUGAAUGGUAGUGGAAUGCUAGAAGCCUGCUAGUGGAAUGCUAGAAGCCUGCUGGUGGUAGCUUGCCACUGUAAAUCUUCAGUCUAGUUGGCACUGUUGAUAUUGUAAAAUUCAGUUCCACGUAUGCCACUCUGGAAAACAUUAGGUUUGUACAUAUGACACAUAAUUUCCGUUAUGAACUAUUUUGUUAAAUUGUUGAAUGUUUUUCUUUGUAGCAUAUUUUAUUCCCCAGUUCAAGACAUAAUAAUGGACAGACUUAGCAGUAGUAAGACAACGUCAAACAAGUUUUAAACUCUAAGAUUAAGGAAUCUUGACUGUAGUUUAAUAUGAAAAGGGCUUUAAGGAGACAUCCGUCCACUCAGAAAGUCCCUCCUUUGUUGGUUACAUACAUAGUAACAUUUGUAUUAUUUUAUUGGAUAAGAAGAAGUCUAUGAUAUGUUUUCAUUGUUGAGGAAAUAAUUGAUACUUUAAAAUUUGUUGACCUCCUUUGUUUCCAUGGCAAUUAGUAUUUUGUGUUGAGUUCUUGUAUAGUAAUUGUUGUAUUUUGGGGGAGAUUGUGGGGACAGUUAUCAGCAGCUGUGUUGGUUAUCUUGAUUACAACAUGUAAACCAGCUGUAAAAAACUUUACUUGUCGUUUAUGGGUACUGUAUUUCUUCUAAUUUUUGGGACAUGUGAUCUGCUCAUCAUAGCUGAUAUACAUGUAUAUGUAAUUGGAGCGGGAAUAUUGAGUUUCUUUUUUCUCAAAUGGUUUGACCAUCUAAUGAACAACAUACUCAUAUCUUUGCUUUUCCAAAAAGCUGGUAAAGAAAUGUAGUAUUCUACUUUCAACACUACUUGUAUUUGUCCCAAGACUUAGGAUAUAUCAAAAGUAAAAGUACAGCCACCAAUGGUAAAAACUUUAGUUAUGGUUUAUGUGUGGGUAUUUUCAUUCCUCCAUUCUAAGCCAUGGGGGUAGUAUUUUAUUUAUCAGGUGUUGUUGACUUCAUCCCAUGACUACAAAUGAACAUUCCAGCAUUCUGAGGGUAUGAAUUGUACUAUGUCAGAGUAAUUCCAAAUUUCGCAUGCAGCUUCAUAUUGAGGUGAACUACAUGUAAGUUCUUUUAAUAAUGGGGCAAUAUUUCAGUCAAAUUUCUGGUUUUUACAUGUAUAGCAACCAACUAGAAAUGGCAUGGAAUUUAUUCUAAGUUUUACAGCGAUUACCAGCGACGUAUUAUUUGUGGCUUGUCCUAAGUAGUUGUGAGUGUAACUGUGAUCAGGCCUUGACAGUUUUAAUGUUUUGAAGGAUUUGGGUGUAACAGGGUUUAAGGAUUAUGGUUUAAGUCACACAUCUACAUGCAGUUAACACUCAGCAUUGUCUUUUCUUGAAACCUACAUUUUCAAUACUUGUUCGUGCACUAAAAUCAACAUUAAGUCAAGAAUGUGUGUCACGUUUCACUAACCAAUUCUUAACAAAUAGAUCAGUUGAUGGCCUUACACUCAGGGGUCACUUUCAUGAUGUGUUCGUGACCUUAUCCAAAUUUUACUACCUUUUCGCAUAUGAAAAAGCAACUUUCAGUGCAAUUUAUGCGCUUUUUAAAGUUGAUUUUGGAGACAAAACUACAUUGGUUUGAUUGACCAAUUUCGGGGCUUAACAAAAACUGUAAUUUUAUCAGUCUACACAGAAUAAUGCCCUCGGAAAUUGCUUGAAUAAACAUCUUGCAUACAUGCGAAAAGGUUGAAGAAUUACUGGUGUGGUUUUGUCAGCCUACACAGAAUAAUAUCUUCAGAUUUUGUUUGAAUAAACACCUUGCUAUGAUGUGAACAGAUUGAAGAAUUAUAACAAGUACCACAUAGCUACACCUGUAAGUAUACUUCAUAUCUCUACAGCAUAUUCUGUGAUGGUAGUUAAGGGCUUGUCUGGCCAAGGGCGCUUCAUGAAACUGGGGCCUGACAGAGACUGUUACAUACGUGUGCAUUUACAUUGUUAUGGGUCAUCCGAAAAGAAAAGAAAAAAAACCCAACAAAACAAAAAAGAGGACACCUUACGGCCAUUGUUCCAUUAGCCUGUUUAGUUAGCUGCUCCAUACACAGUUGACCAUGAUUGUACACUGUGUGCCAGAUGAUCUCAGACUGGGUUAGCAUUGACAUGCACGCGCAAUCAGAAUAAAGUAUUUGAGGUUGGGUGAGCAGGAAACAGCUGUUUUACCACACACAGUGCAUGUAGAGAUGUUAAUAAUUCUAAUAAUAGAAGAUGAAGUCAUUAAUUACACCAUGUUUAGAUUGACCCUAGGUAGUUGGCUUACAAGGUCAUUUGCACAUUUAUGUGUAUUUACAAUUUCCAUGAUUUAAAUUUGCCAUUUCAGCCAAGGAUGCGUAUUAAGGUGUACCCAUACGGCACCCUGUGCACACUGGAGUUUGGUCAUGACAUAGUGUAAAUAUAUUCUUUGUUAUGGCUCAGGGGCCUUUUCUCUGUUAAAUUCAUCAGUGAGACAAACAUGAUAUUUUUUAUUUUGUCUGGUUGUUUAGCUAAGUAUUUUGUCUUCACAUAGUGUGACAGGUGCACUUGCUUGUACUUUGAUUUUGUAGUAGAGGGCAAUUUAAGAUACAAGCGUUUUGAUUGGUCAAUUGGUACAGUGCCACAUAGUACAUCUACAUGAUUGGUUGGGUGCUGCUGAGUGUUAAUAAGUUACAGUUGUUUUGAUUGGGCAAUUACCUGUAAUGCCAGUGUAUAUUGUAUGCACUGGGAAGCGUGACAUUUGAUUGGUUGAGCCAUGUUUUAUGUUGAUGACACACGACAAGCUAAUUUAAUAAUGUGAUUAUCACUAAUUAUUAUAUCAUCCCAUU